Molecule: messenger RNA, 5450 nt
Organism: Amphiprion ocellaris (clown anemonefish)
Lineage: Eukaryota; Metazoa; Chordata; Actinopteri; Pomacentridae
Gene: smarcd3b
Product: SWI/SNF related, matrix associated, actin dependent regulator of chromatin, subfamily d, member 3b
Exons: 14
Coding region: 418-1905 (495 amino acids)
Biological process (GO): regulation of transcription by RNA polymerase II
Cellular component (GO): nucleus; SWI/SNF complex
Source: RefSeq, a predicted model, not a curated record
UAAUAAAAAAUAAUAAUAAAAAAAUGGGGAUAAUUUGAUGACACUCCCUGCCUGCCACUGGUGAUUUUUCAUUAUAUCGACUCUCCAGCAGAGACCGCGCCUGCGCUCCUGCUCCCUUCCCGAACAAGGCUUCACCAAUCCUGGCUCUGGCUCCAUCCCCGGCUCGGCGUCCCACAGGCCAGCGCUAAUAAGUCGCCUGAGCUGUCCAGUAAUGGGGAAGUGAUAGGAGGGGAGAGACGCCGCCGCUCGUGUGCGUGUGGAAAGCCGUGAGGAAGUUGAGGAGGAGGAGGGAAAAACGCAGCUCCACGCCGCGCCGGACCGGACAGCUCCACGGAGACACAUCCUACAGUUGCUGUUGUUGAGUAGCCUAAAAAAAAAAAAAAAAAAGAAAAAGAAAAAAGAGAGAAGCGCAUAGUGAUGGAGAGAAAGCGUCCUGGUAUGCCGUCUGGAGCGAGGAUGCCCCACCAGGGAGCUCCCAUGGGCCCCCCCGGCCCACCGUACGGAGGGAGCCCCGCGGUGCGGCCCGGCCUGCCCUCCCCGGUGAUGGAGCCCAGUCGUAAGAGGCCUGCCCCCUCCCAGCAGGUCCAGCAGCAGCAGCAGCAGCAACAGCAGCAGCAGCAGCAGCAGGCCGUCCAGAACCGAGCCAGGAAGAAGCCAGUCGGAUUCCCGGGAGCCAAUGAGAUGCCGGCGAGGCAGAUGGACAUGAGAGAGCCCCAGUCAGAUCCCACGCUCGGAUCAAAUGCUAAGAGAAGGAAAAUGGCAGACAAGAUUCUUCCGCAAAGGAUCCGUGAGCUGGUGCCGGAGUCUCAGGCCUACAUGGACCUGCUGGCGUUUGAGCGCAAACUGGACCAGACCAUCAUGCGUAAACGUGUGGACAUCCAAGAAGCACUGAAGAGACCAAUGAAGCAGCAAAAGCGUAAACUGAGGCUUUACAUUUCCAACACCUUCAACCCUGCCAGACCCGACGCUGACGACUCGGAUGGCAGCAUUGCAUCAUGGGAGCUGCGAGUGGAGGGGAAGUUGCUGGAUGACCCGGGGAAACAGAAGAAGAAGUUCUCUUCAUUUUUUAAGAGCCUGGUGAUCGAGCUGGACAAAGACCUGUACGGUCCGGACAACCACCUGGUCGAGUGGCACCGUACGCCCACCACCCAGGAGACGGACGGCUUCCAGGUGAAGCGGCCGGGAGACGUGAGCGUUCGCUGCACGCUGCUGCUGAUGCUGGACUACCAGCCUCCCCAGUUUAAGCUGGACCCUCGCCUGGCUCGACUGCUCGGCAUUCACACUCAGACUCGCUCCUGCAUCAUUCAGGCCCUCUGGCAGUACGUGAAGACCAACAAGCUGCAGGACUCCCAUGACAAGGAGUACAUCAACUGUGACAAGUACUUCCAGCAGAUUUUUGACUGCCCUCGACUGAAAUUCUCUGAGAUCCCUCAGCGCCUCACCAACCUCCUCCUGCCCCCCGACCCCAUCGUCAUCAACCAUGUCAUCAGCGUGGACCCCAACGACCAGAAGAAGACGGCCUGCUACGACAUCGACGUGGAGGUUGAAGACCCUCUGAAGAGCCAGAUGAGCAGCUUCCUCCUCUCCACGGCCAACCAGCAGGAAAUUGCUUCACUCGACAACAAGAUCCAUGAGACCAUCGAGUCCAUCAACCAGCUGAAGAUCCAGAGGGACUUCAUGCUCAGCUUCUCCAGAGAUCCCAAGGGCUACAUCCAGGACUGGCUCAAAUCCCAGAGCCGAGACCUUAAGUUAAUGACAGACGUGGUGGGGAACCCUGAAGAGGAGAGGAGGGCGGCGUUUUACCACGAACCCUGGUCCCAGGAGGCCGUCAGCCGCUAUUUCUACUGCAAGAUCCAGCAGAGGAGACAGGAGCUGGAACAGGCCUUAGCGGUGCGCAACACCUAAAGCAAAGGCCCUCCUGAAUUUCUGCAUCCGAUUUCAGAGCCGCGUGCGUGUUUGGAUGUGUGUGAGGCCGUCGCUGCAGUCUGGUGAAACCUUAAACCUCUGAAAAUACAGCAGUGUGAAAAAAGCAAGUACAAGAAGAUGUUUGUGAGAUACUUCUUUGAAACAGCGCCCACAGACAAAGGUGAGAUACUCAAACAUAUGGCACAUAAAACUGAGAUUUUGUAGUAAUUCUCCUGAUUUGAAUAGUUAAAAAACAAGGAAAAAGUGAGGACAUACAACCAGGUCCAUCAAAUGAUUAGACCCUCUUCAGGAAGUGACUAAAACUUGUCUUAUUUAAACCUUUAAUAUCAUGGGUCUACUGUUCUCUUUGUUAUUGAGGUGCUAAGAUCUAAACAGCUCUCUAAGACCUUCAGAAAAUGGGUUGUGUAUCUCCAAAUUGUUUUAAAUUAGUCGUUCCACUUUAAGAAAAAUCACCUACAAGUGGCAUGGUUUUCAGAUGACUGCCAGUUUGUCCUGGACUCGCCACCUCUGGAGAAAUCAUCCUAAGAACAGAGCGUUUAAUUUAAAAAAAAAAAAAAAAAAAGACUCCAAGCAACCAAAAGUUUCAUCACAGGAUCUGCAGGUAAAUAUCUGCAACUGUUGGUGUCAAAGUGAUGCGUCCACAAUCAGAGAUUACACAAAUUUGACCUGCAGGGGAGGCAGGCCAUGAAAAAAAAGCUUUUUCUAUCCAAGAGGAACAUUAGAGCAGAAAUAGUUUUCGACAGCAAACAUAGAGGCAAAGAUCAGGGUUUUUGGGAGAAACGUGCACCGGACAGAAGAAUCAAAGAUAGAGCUGUUUGGAUACGUUUGGUGCAAACCAAAGACAGAUUUCCAGGAGAAGAACCUCAUGGAAAUGUUAUAGUUUACCAAUAUGAAGCCUGUAUGAACCUUUCAACGGGAUAAUGAUCCUCAGCACACGGCAACAAACCCACCAAUAAAUGUCUUAAAAAGAAGAAAUGAAGUGGCCAAAUUAAAUCUCACAUUUAAAUCCCACCGAAAUGCUGUGGAGGGAUCCAAAACAGGCAAGAAAACCCUCAAAUAUUUUGCCACUGAAGGGAUUUUGCACCAAAAUGGCGGACAAUUAAGCAAAACAAGAAGUUAUUUCUGCUAAAGGGGGUGAAACUAGCUUCUGGUGCCACGGGUGCACUUACUUCUACCAUAGAGAAGUAUUAAUUAUGAUAAGUUUGCUGAUUUUCUUUGCAAUUGCAUUCAAGUACAUCCACCUUUAUAUGUAGACGCUGUAUUAAUUGGGUCAAAAAAGCCAACAUGUUACACGAGAUGUUCUUUUUUCACACAACUGUAUUAACUAGCGGGUAAAUCUAGCAGCUAGCAGCAAGGGUGGAGGUUUCAAUGCACACAUGCAUCUGUUCGUCUGACUGUGGAGACGUUAAAAUCAUGUUUUCAGCCCUCAGAGGUCGAGUCUUUCUGCUCUGUAAAUACGUCGCCAGAAAACUCAUUCAAAGUCAACCGGCUGCUCACACACACUCUCAAACACGCCGCUGUGUUUCCAGACUCUCAUCUCAAAGCAGACAGAAAUGUAAUUUCUCGCAGCGCUCUGGAUGAGUCUUCACAUUUUCUGUUCUCCAAAUAAGGUUUUUUUUAAUUAUUUUUUAUUAUCUGGGUACGGGGUCGGGGGUGUGAUUCUAAGUGUGGCUGUGUGCGUUUUUUCAUUUGUUCUCAUUAGGGGAGUGUUUCUGAAAGGUUGAUUAAUUACACCAGCAACAUCGAGAUUACAGUGCGACACAUUGGGAGGCUGUCUGUGGACUCCAUUCAACCUCCAGUGUGUUUCAUCCACCAGAAAAAAAAAUAACAGUAUUAGUUACCGGGACUUGAAGUAUUAUCAGCUCUGUGUCUGUUCAUAGUGUUUUAAUGAAGGAGAAAACAAGUAUUGAGCAUCAUAAAAACAGCUUUUCUUCCAUUAAUCGUCGCAAAACAACCGUGUCGGGCCUUGUCGACUGAUUUUCUUCUGUCACAGUCACUCACUGCCUCUCUCUCGUGUAGUCUUUUUGCCAGUUUUAUGUCCUGAAGGUGUUACCAAAGGUUGCAACAAAUAAGAAGAGAACAUGAUCACUGAAGCAGAAGCGGGCGGAAAUCCAGACCUGGGCUUAAAUUGCAAAAAUGCCCUUUUCAGAUGAACCUGAACAGACAAAAAUGCUUUUCUUAACCCCUGAAACUGUUAUUCCAAUGAUGGAUUAAGCCCAGGUCUGCGGGGUUUUGUCCAUUUCUGCGUUUUUUUAUGUUACACAAAAAAAGAAAAAUGAAGUUUUUUUUCUUUUCUAGAGAUGUGAAUGUAAAUAUGUGGGUUUUUUUCCCCCUUAUGAGGGCCAACUGUACAGUAUACGACAGACUGUGUGUGUUUGUUUUGGGGGGAUUCGGGGAGGGGGUGCGGUAUGGGAGCUCCAUGAGUUUUGAAUUAGUAGGGCAGGAAUGUUAGUGUUCCUCUGUGUACUAUCUUGGGUCGGGGUGGUUUAUUUUAGGUCCAUCCCGUGUCCAUCGUGGGAGCUGGAAGCUGCAACAAAGAGAGACCUCCCUCACUUUCAGUCUCAGUAGCUGUAACACAUGAUAUAAUCUGCACCGGUCUCAUUUUACACCGUUUUUUUUUUUUUUUUUAAAUGACACUUGACUUGUAUGUAUAUGUUGUUAUGUCAGAUGGAGGACUUUUUUCUCUGCAGUUUCUAGAUGGAACCUUCUCGGGGGUUUCUUUGCACUGUGCUGUAACUCUUUUGUCGGGACUCUCUUCGUCAAGGGUGAGACCCUCUUUAUUAUCCAGCAUACACGAGAAGUGAUUGGACGUUUUCACGAUGACCUAUGCAUGCUCCAUGGACAUUAAUUAACACAUCCGAUGGGACAGUCUGUGUAAAUAUACAACGCUGGCAUAUAGCAGUCUGUGUGGCGAGACUCGUCGCACUUGUCGAAAUGCCUUCUGGAAACUUUUUUGCCAAAAAUGACAUGCCCUACCAGCAACUAACUGUAGGUGUGAUUUUUCUGAGCUGUGUUUUUGUUACUAGGACGAAGUUAUAUUAACUGCACUCUUUAGAGGAGAAACAGUAGUCAUAGGUAGUAUCUUGGUCCUGUGUCUGACCCCGGAGUGAUUUUUCUUUGUAUGGCCAGGGCAUUCAGAUUGUCGUCAUGAUUCACUAGCACCCUCUUGUGGAGGAAACUAGAAGCCGCAGCUGGUCAGCUUUGAGCUGCACGACAUCAGAACAACCUGACAAAGUGUUAACAAACUACUGUCUUCUGUUACUAAACCCUGGCAUACUGUUGACUUGUUUGUCCCGAACCCUGCAUGUGUUUCUGAAGAGUGGGAGCUGCUCUUUCUCUCUGUUUACACUGUUGUCAGAGGGUCACCGACAGGAAGAUUAUAGCAUACAUAAUACUGUGUGUCUGUAAAGAGCAAAACUUGUUGGGUGAUUACAUUCUGUGGAAAAAGGGAAAACAGCUGUGACACUGCGAGACAGCCUGGAUGUAAAUAAAGAAGCGCUUGCCAAAGUUUGUAAAUGCCACAA